Messenger RNA from Lymnaea stagnalis (great pond snail), 960 nucleotides. The record is from the annotation of a GenBank genome assembly. Lineage: Eukaryota; Metazoa; Mollusca; Gastropoda; Lymnaeidae.
CUCUUCUCGUUUCUCGGCAUCGUGACCAACUUCAUCAACAUCAUGGUCUUUUUCCGACACGGAGUGACGUCAGACAGCCCGACCGUCGCAUUUUUCACCCUCUCCGUCUCAGAUGUCCUCGGCUGCAUCACCAUGCUCCCGGAGCCCAUUUGCUUCUACCUUGAGGACCACGUCAAGACGGACAACAUCUUUGUGAGAAACUGUUAUGAGCUCACCUUCUUGCCGGCCACGUACACGCACAUAAUUCUGUACAAGGUCACCAGUUUCGUCACUGUGUACAUGUCUGUCGAGCGCGCGAUCUGUGUCAUCUUCCCUCUGAAGGUCAGGCGCAUCAUUAAAGUUAAAAACACGGUGGUCAUUAUCGUGCUGAUAUGCGUGCUUACGGUCAUCUCCUACAUGCCUUACGCCGCCAAUGUGUUCAUUUUGUGGGUACCGGAUCCAAACAAUAAUGGAACUUUCAAGGCGAAAAACUACCUGACAGCGCUUGGCCAGAUUUUCACGACCAGCAACAGCAUCUUCCACUCGUUCUUUCUCACUACGGCUGCCCUGCUCAUCGUCACCAUAACAACGGUUGUCAUGGUGGCGCGUCUCAAGGCGUCGAUGAAAUGGCGUAAGCGAGCGAUAUCACCAGUCGCAACUUCCGGUUUGAGCAAUGGGAUUAACAACAGCAACACGAGAUCCACUGGGAGCGUUGAGACGGUCAAGAUUGUGACGGCGAUCACUGUUGUAUACCUCGUUUGCCUGACGUGCACCCACAUCCCUAACAUGGCCGCGGUGGCCAUCCCGGGAAUGACUGUCAAUGGCCACAACCGAUUCCUAAACGAGAUCCUCUACACCGUACGAUUUAAUUUCGACGUCUUCAGCUCGUCCGUUCAUCUGUUCUUUUACGUCAGAAUGAGCUCCAAAUACCGGAAAACCUUUCACAGCCUUUUUCAUAAACGCCAGAGAGGACGCCAUUGA